Molecule: messenger RNA, 2286 nt
Organism: Mobula hypostoma (lesser devil ray)
Lineage: Eukaryota; Metazoa; Chordata; Chondrichthyes; Myliobatiformes; Myliobatidae
Product: type III intermediate filament-like
Exons: 10
Coding region: 486-1772 (428 amino acids)
Biological process (GO): intermediate filament organization
Cellular component (GO): axon; cytoplasm; plasma membrane
Molecular function (GO): structural constituent of cytoskeleton
Source: RefSeq, a predicted model, not a curated record
GUUUAAGUCCCUAACCACAAAAAAACUGCAGAAUAUUGUGACAUAUCAUGGAAACCAGAAUCCCUUCUAUGGACUCCCACUAUACCUCUCAUUGACUCAUUCAAGCAUCCAGCAAAAUUAAAGAUCCACCCACACCAUACAUUCUCUUUCUUUCUCCUCCCUUCAGGCAGAAGACACAAAAGCACCCAGCUCAGUAACAGCUUCUAUUCCAUUGUUUUAAGACUAUUGAAUGAUUCUCUAGUACAAUAAGAUGCACACUUGAUCUCACAAUCCACCUCAUUACGACCUUGCACUUUAUUGUCUAUUUGCCACUGCACUUUCUCUGUAACCAACUACUUUACAUUCGAGUAACACACAUCAAAGUUGCUGGUGAACGCAGCAGGCCAAGCAGCAUCUAUAGGAAGAGGUGCAGUCGACGUUUCAGGCCGAGACCCUUCGUCAGGACUAACUGAAGGAAGACAGGUUCCAGGUCUUCAUAUCGCCGAAUGAUUUUGCAGUCAAGAUCAGCUUCCAGCAACUUACACUCUUCUCCAAUUCAUCAGUCCUUCACAAACACAAGGACCUACUCAACUCCAAGCUUUGCAUCUGCCAAUAAUAAUGCAUUGGACUUUUCCCUGCUGGAUGCCAUAAGUGAUGAAUUCAAAGCCAACCGCACUAAUGAGAAGGACAAACUCAUUGAGCUGAAUAACCGCUUUGUCAACUACAUUGAGAAGGUGAGGUCCAUGGAGCAACAAAACAAAAUUCUACAAACUGAACUACAAGAACUGAAAGGCAAAGGAAAUUCCAGAAAAGGGAAUAUCUAUGAACAGGAGCUCAGGAAACUGCGGCAAGAAGUAGAUCAGCUCACCAAGGAGAAAAGCAGGAUUGAAGUGGCAAGAGACAACUUGCUGGAUGAUAUUCACAAACUCAAAAACAGGCUGCAGAUUGAAAUACAACAACGUGAGGAAGCUGAAAAUAACCUGUCAGAUUUUAGAGAGGAUGUCGAUGAAGCUGCUCUGAACUGUGCGGAUCUGCAACAGAAAGUUAAUGCACUGCAAGAUGAAAUAAACUUCUUAAAGAAACUUCAUGAAGAAGAACUUAAUGAGCUACAAGUUCAAGAACAACAACAAACCAAAAUAGAAAAAGACUUUGCUGCUCCUGAUCUUUCUAUGGCUCUUCAUGAAGCUCGGUCUCAAUUUGAUAAACUUGCUGCAAAGAAUAUUUCUGAAACUGAGGAUUGGUACAAGUCUAAGAUUUCCGAUCUGAAUCAGAAUGUUCUCCGCACCAAUGAAACACUUCGCCUCGCAAAACAAGAAGCGAAUGAAUAUCGUCGGGAGGCCCAAGCACUAAAAUGUGAAGUUGAAGCACUUAAAGGAGCUAAAGAGCUUCUUGAGCGUCAGAAGGACGAAAUGGAAGUACGAUUUGGCAAGGAGGCCGAAAAAUUCCAAGAAAUAAUUGCUCAACGUGAUGAUGAAAUCAAUAAUUUGAGUGAACAGAUGAGCCGUCGUCUGUUUGAAUAUCAGGAUUUACUAAAAGUUAAGACAGUUUUAGAUGCUGAGAUUGCAACGUACAGGAAAUUACUGGAGUCUGAGGAAAACCGGAUUUCCAUACCAGCUCCAUUUACUUCUUCUCUGCUCCUGAAUGAAGUGGAAGAUAGAUCAGAAGUUCGAUCACCUGUCAGGCAAUUGUCAGUGAAGACAAUUGAAAUCAAAGAUGGGGAGGUAAUUGCUGAAACCACAGAACAUCAUGAAAUACAAUUCGCUGAUGAAGCUACAGACCUAACUGAAGAUUAAGUUUCCAGUUAAAGAACAGGAAUUCUGUCUUUUAAGAGGCAGUACUCUGAGCUCAAAAGCAAAAUGAAAAUGGUGUUUUUGUUUCUCUGUUGCACAUUCCACAGAUGCUGCCUGACAAGCUGAGAUAAUUUUGGCAUGUUCUGCUUUCAAUGAUUGCUUUUUCAUUGUGAAGAAACGUUGUUCUUUAAGUUCUAGCGCUUUGUAGAUUCACUUGAAGAACUGAACAGAAGCAUAUAUCAAAUCAUUUUCCAAAACAGUACAAAUUGCUGCAGAGGAUAGUCAAACAGAACACAGUCGCAUAAUAGUUAGUCAUAGAAUUGUGCACACAGAAAUGUAGAUGGGCAUAAGGAUGUUAUGGGCCUGACCCAUUUGCUUGCAUAGGACCAAAUUCUUUUUUGCAUACAUCAAUCAACUUUGAAUUUGAAACGCUCUAUAUCGUUGUAUUAGGCAUUGCCAUAUCUGCUUAAAUAAAUAACAAAAUAAACAGGAGAAAAUGAUAUUUGUCAUCCUGAGU